GCUCUUGUACGUACACUUCCUCUGCAAAAUAUUCAAGCAAUGUCAUAUACCAUUGUAGCCACGAUCCGGAGUUUAUUCAGACGGUGCCAUACAAUUUCAAACUUGGAGAGAAAUUGAUACGAUGCCGAUGAAGCGAUGGUGAAGGGAUAAGCGACCGAGGAAUAACUAGUCCGCUACGUGAACUCGCUUAGCAUUUGUCCGCUACUAUAGUCUACUAGAAAUCGUUAUCGUCGUUACCGUCUCAUUCCUUUUCUCAGUUCCCAAUGUUUACCUCGGGUAAAUUGAGCAAACGUUUACUCUUCCCCUCGUCAAGUUGCCGACACGUCAUUAAGUUAAAAGCUUAGUUAUACGACGCAAUGAUUCUCGCGCGAAUGCAAAUACCAGUGCUAGUUUCCGUUACGAACGAAAACACAUUCUACUUCCUCGUUUCCAUCAAAUUUCUAUUAUUAUCGCGAACUGGUACAACAUACGAGCGCGCGAAUGUGCCUGCAACGGGAACAAAGUGUUACUCGCAACGUGUCAUUGUCUUAUCGUCAAACUCGAGGUGAAGCCUUAAACCUGACUAAUUUGUUUCUUGCAGAAAUGUCUCGAAUGAGUCACAACGGAAAAAAAGUCGGUGACAAGAGUGUAUUAGCUUUUUAAAGCGCACGUAAAAUCGAACGGGAAACGAGAGCGAUAUAGGUUUAUUUUGAUCGAGCCUUAUCCAUAAUCUGAAGAGCGCAAUAUAUGUGUUGAUGCCGCUCUUAUAAACAUAAAAGCAUUAAAAGAGCGAGCACGAUCGAAGAUAGACGUGCCCAAAGUGAUGUGACACGAUAGUCGAGGGACGCGAUAGAGAAGGGAAAAAGAGAGUGAGGCUAACGAUAAGGGUGAGUGAUGUACGAUUUGACUGUACAUAACGAAUGAGAACGUUUGUAUGGGGAAAAAGUUGAAGUGAUCCAGCGUCAGUGUUAAAUCGCAUAAAUAAGGGAGCGCUCGUGAGUCCCUUGAGAUUCGCAAACAUGGUACGUUGACACAUAUAUCUCUCUCUCUCUCUCUCGUCACGUAAAUUCAAUCGCCUGCAAAUGAUUCGCCAAUUCGCGACAUUAUUAGCUCUUCUGCAUGCAGUAUCGAGCAGCGAUUGCCGAUGGCAUAACGCUGCGGAAUUUUGGAGCAACGUCAUUUGCUCGAUGAAAGACAUUAAAACCGUGAAUUUCCACGAUGUGCUCGAGAGUGGCGCGAGUUCGAUCUUCCUCGAGCAAUGCUUGCAGGCUUUCGUACACGAUAUCGCGCGCAAGUGCGAGGCAACGAUCGUAUCAAGGAUUCAUGCGCUUCGCAACACGGAAAAUGCUGCAUCUCUCGUCGCGAGUAACGACGAGCGAGCUGACAGAGAUGCAAGGUACGCGAAACGAUCGUCGAUCUGGAAGAUUGCAUCCGGUGACGCGCUUACUUGUAAUCGAGUAACGCCGUCGAAUAACGCAGCCGGAGAGACUCUGGUACGGAACGACGGGAGCUUUGAUAGAGACACGUGGAACGUGCACGUAAUUCUCACGAGAGACAUACGUUCCUUCGAUCAAAUCUCGAGGGAUGAUGCCACGACUUUCAAGUGGAAUUCACACGAUCGAUUUAUCGUCCUGAUCGCACGCUACCCCGAAGAGCAUGGACUGUCGGACGAGCCCGACUCGAAGAUCGACGAUAUCUUGAGGACGUUGUGGUCGAGACGCAAGGUGCAAAAGAUUUUUGUCUCCGAGGCGAUUCUCGCAGAGGACACCAUUCGAAUUGUCCGCACUUACAAUCCGUUUGCCAAAGCCAACGAUUCUGGUGAUUCCUACGUCUCUAAUUUGUGGGGCGAGGUCGAAAUUAUCAAUGUGAAGACGGCGGAAGAGGCGUCAAGCGUGCUGUCGCAGUUGACAUCUCGUCGUACGAACAAUCUGAAUGGAUACGAAUUAAAAGUGGGCUACUUUAUGCGAGGCGAAACGCUCGCAGAACCGACGAAAGACCGAUCAAAUCAGGAUUAUGCCGGCAUCUUCAAGGGAUUUGACGAGCUACUGCUGAAUACGAUAGCACGAAGCAUGAAUUUUCAAGUAGAACACGUACAUCCGUCGGAUAACAAAUCAUUUGGCUAUCGAUUACCCAAUGGGACAUACGUCGGUGCUAUAGUUUGUUUGUUGUCGUUGUUGUUGUUGCCGUUGCUUUUUCCGUUUGAAUAUCCGAUAAUACAACAGCCAGCUUACACAGGCGACAUAGUGCACGGUAGAACGGACAUCUGCUUCGUGCCUUUCUUCGUAAAGAAAUACAGCACGAAUCCCAAGGAAGACGUAGACUUUAGCGCGUACGUGGACUUUGACAGAUUAUGCGUGGUGGUGCCUAAAGCAACCAAGAUACCCAAAGGGAUUCGAAUAUAUCACUUCUUCCCGCUCUCGGUUUGGAUCUGCUCGAUGCUGACGCACGUUUUCACCUAUCUGACAUGGUACUUUUUGCAAGUAUUUACUCCAGGAAGGACAGGAAAGAAAAGCUUCCGCGCGACCAUCUAUCGGUCGUUUCUGCUGAACGCUGGUUGCCCGCAGAAAUUACCAAACACAAACGCGGAAAGGAUAUUACUGUCGGGCAUUCUCCUCGCUAACGUCACUCUAGUUGGAAUCUUCAGCGGUAUCUUGUACAACAGUUUCGCGCACGACAUGUACUAUCCAGACAUCGACAGUCUUCGCGAUCUCGACGCUUCGGGAUUGCCGGUACUCUCGACUUCCGCCAGUCUAGGCGAUCUCUUCGACGACAACGGCGACGUCUACUCGACGUCGCUCAUGCGAAGCCUGCGAAAGAAGAUGCAAUUAACGCCGGAUGUACACACCCUGAGCCGCGUGGCUCGUCAUCGCAACGCUUCGGCGUUCGCCAGGGAAAGUCAUUUCCCCAUUGUCAUCGAGGACUUGAUCGACGCGGACGGUGGGCCGUUGCUUCAUCUCGUUGAAGAGUGUCCAGGUAAAUUCUACUUGUCGUACUUGCUGCCCAAGAAUUCCAUUUUAAAGGAGAAGAUAAACGCAUUGAUCAGCCAAUUGAACGAGGCCGGCUUACCAUCCUUGUGGAGCCGACACAUCGUUCACGCCUUCAUUGUUCAAAAGCGGUCACUGGCGAGAGAAAAGUCGGCCCGAACCGGAAGGAAAAUGGACGGCUUCGUGCCGUUCAAUCUGUCUGACGUGCAGUCGUCCUUUUAUAUGCUACUGAUAGGAUUAUCGAUAUCCACGAUAGUAUUUUUUCACGAGAAGGGUUGGCUGAAAGCGCCAUUGUUGCACAGUGAAAAACCAAGCUGUACAUUCACGCGUUAGUUUGUUUUUCCGUUUCCGGAAGAAAAAGAAGAAUGACGAUAUUGCUCCCAAUAUUUUCAUACUUGUUGAGUUAACGUUAUUGAGAAAAGAAUAGAUAUGUAAGCCGGUUAAUCAACGAUAAUUGUGUUGAUAAGGAAAAGUGCUGGAGGGCAAAAUUACAUAUAUCCUAUUUCUACAUUAAUUAUCCUUAGUCGCGUUAGCACCUGUAAUGAGCUUAACAAGCGCGAUUCGAAGCGAGCAUACGCGUUUCACAUACACGUGCGAGCGCUCUCGCACACACCAUUAUAAAUCAUCGACGUCCUGCGCGCAGACUCUUUUAGAGGAGGAAAACGUCGAGGGGGAGUAAAGGAUGCUCGCCAAUUUUCGCCAGUAGCACCAGCUGAGUCUACUCGUGGUAGUGCGCUGUGUUGCGGUAACCUGUUGCCCAAGUGAGCUCUGGAUGGACGCGGAUGCCACGGUGCCGCGACACAAAUCACUCGAUUCACGCCACGUAAAUGUGUACGAAUGCGUAUACGCAAGUGAGCAUGUGUGCGAGCGCGUAAGACAGUCUGAUUGUGAGUAGUUUGCCUUGCACGAAUAUAUCAAGUACACGCA
This is a messenger RNA of Vollenhovia emeryi, 3890 nucleotides long. RefSeq lists its product as uncharacterized. Bases 1062 to 3296 code for a protein of 744 amino acids. The transcript has 5 exons. NCBI's taxonomy places the organism in Eukaryota, Metazoa, Arthropoda, Insecta, Hymenoptera, Formicidae. The record is from RefSeq and is a predicted model, not a curated record.